This is a messenger RNA of Topomyia yanbarensis, 5249 nucleotides long. RefSeq names its product small G protein signaling modulator 1-like. NCBI's taxonomy places the organism in Eukaryota, Metazoa, Arthropoda, Insecta, Diptera, Culicidae. Bases 625 to 3864 code for a protein of 1079 amino acids. Gene Ontology annotation, molecular function: GTPase activator activity. The record is from RefSeq and is a predicted model, not a curated record. The transcript has 14 exons. Gene Ontology annotation, biological process: activation of GTPase activity.
CAGACGUAUUACUUCCUUGGCCGAGAGAAGAGUGAAGAUUUUUCCUUAGCUACUUUGCUAGGAUGAUUUCGGUGGAAAUCUGGUAGCGAAAAAUUAAAAUUUGAUGGGAAAUUUGAUCUUCGAGGUAGAGUUUUCCAUCGUCAUUCUAUGGUUAAAUGAAUCAAUCAAUCAAUGGCGUAGCAGACGGUAUUCGGAAACAUCGAAGCUGGAAGGAAAAGUGAUACUGUAGAAGGUGAAAAACUGAAAGUUUUCGUUAUUGCAGGAAAGGAAAAUUAGUGGUGGUAGUGGUGGCGUUGGUUCCGUUUGGCAAUAGCCUGCGUUGAAGGUGAAGUUCAACUUCAGUGAAGCGAUUACGGUGCAAAAGGGCGUAAAUGUAAGAGCAAGUGUUGGAAGAAGAGAGGAAAAAUUACGUUGGGGAGCGAAAAGUCGAAAAGGCUGGUAGGGUUUUACUUCUCCUCUCAUCUUGCUUGUCUGCUAUUCAGUAGAUUGUGUAUCCUGACAGCUGGUUGUUUAAUACAACUGUGACAUUUUCGCGAGGGACAUCAGUUGGAAUUUGUUGUUUUCCAGUACUAGUAGUGGGGAUAGGAGCAGAGCGAUAAGGAUAUCUGAUAAUCCAGCAGCAAUAUGUCACACCAAACAGAUCAUAUUGAUUUUAAAGAAAAGCUGAUAGCCACCGUCAAGAAAGAGGUCAAACAGGUCAUGGAGGAAGCGGUCACCAAGAAAUACAUUCACGAGGAGUCCGGCUCGGUGACUUCGCUUUGCGCUGCGGUGGAAGCCUGCCUCAGCCAAGGACUGCGGAGACGGGCUCUUGGCCUUUUCAAAACUUCCUCGACUACGGCAUUGCUGCACAAAGUGGCCAAGCAUUGUCCUGAAGCGGCUCUCAUUAGUAAGAAGGUGCAGGAGAUCGAGAACAAUGAUCCUAACAAACGGUCAUCAUCUAGUAGCGACAGUACUAACAAACCACCGAUUUUGAAAAAGAACAGUAGCCAUUCGGUGUCCACCACAAUCCCACCACCGACACUACCUGUUGUAAAAUUCCUGUGGAUUCGGUUGGCGUUGUAUGAGAAAAAACUGUCCCGUAUAAUCGAUCAUCUGGUAACGAACGCAACGCGGUACUACGAACGAGAUUCGUUAGUUGCGGACCCAGACUACGGAUCUAUACUUAGCUCAUUACUGGUAGGGCCGUGCGCGUUGGAUUAUUCACGUGCUAAAACUACUGACCACUACUGGACGGAUCCACCGGCGGACGAACUGGUCCAACGGCACCGUAUCAGCUCUGGUAAUCCCACAUCACCAGCUAUCCGAAGACCAAUGUUGAAUUUCAAGCGAAGUUUGCACACUAGCUCCGAGGAGGGCAGCAUGGCAUCGUUCAAGUCGAACUCGCUUGUAUCUGCCUCGAAGGACUACGUGGAGUCACUGCAUCAGAACUCUCGUGCAACGUUACUGUACGGGAAGAACAACGUUCAAGUCCUACCGAAAGAUGCCAACGAGCCGAUGCCCGGCUACCUAAGUUUACAUCAAACCGUACAAUCGUUGACCAUCAAGUGGACUCCGAACCAACUGAUGAAUGGGUACACCGAGGCGGAGAACAUCGACAAAAGCUCAUAUUGGACGUAUGCACUGAAUGUGAAUGUCGAUGAAAUUGUAUACGUUCACUGCCACCAGGCGAGGGGUGGGGAUACUGGCGGUACCAUCAUUCUAGUAGGACAGGAUGGUGUGCAACGAUCACCGAUUCUUUUUCCCGAAGGUGGACACAUGGCGGCGUUCUUGAGUUGUCUGGAAACAGGUCUACUGCCUCAUGGCCAACUAGAUCCUCCUUUAUGGUCACAACGGGGCAUAGGUCGUAUCUUCCCUUGGCCACAUAAAUCUCGUCGUAGACCAAUGCCUUCCUUGCUGGAGGCUGCAACCAGUGACGAGUUACCGAUUGACUACGUAUUUCGGGUUGUCAAUAAAAGCAACACUGAGGAAUUUCUGGCCACACACUCGAUUUUGGACAUAGGACGAACUAGUCCUCGGUACAGGGCACAGCUCAGCAGUUGUUCGACCAACGAAAGCAGUGACUGUUCCAGUAAGAGCCUCUCAAUUGAUGCUAUGUCUAUUGACAGCCCUAAUCCUAUCACCAAUCAGUCAACCAGUAUUGCCCUCGUUUGCUCAACAAUGAAACGACAAAUCAUAUCCAGGGCAUUCUAUGGCUGGCUUGCAUACUGCCGUCAUCUAUCGACAGUUCGCACUCAUCUGUCCGGAUUGGUUAAUGGCCGUAUUACUCCGGAUAUUGGUGCCGAGGAAGGAUUAACCAGAGCUCGCUGGGAGGGUCUUCAUGAUGACAGGGGAGUAGUGGCGGACGACCAAGAAGUUUACCGAUUGGUUUACUUUGGCGGAGUUGAACAAGACAUUAGGAGAGAUGUUUGGCCAUAUUUGCUAGGCCAUUACAGUUUCGGUACAACGCCCCAAGAACGAACCGAAUUGGACGAGACUACAAAGCACUACUAUGAAACAACGAUGAGUGAAUGGUUAGCCGUUGAGGCUAUUGUGCGCCAGAGGGAUAAGGAGAAGACUGCAGUUGCUGUGGCGAAACUCAGCUCCGGAAGUGGGAGUCUGGACAACAAAAGCAAAGACGUGGAAGAGGAGGAAAUAGAAAAUGAGGUGUUUGAGGAGAAUGGUUUCUCCGAUAUGUCUGAGCCGGAGGUGGACGAUGACGAAGAAAGUUCGAAAACCAAGCAGACUGAGCCGACCGACGAACCAGAAAAGGCGGAUACCGAAGAGGGUGAAAAACUGGGAUCAUCGAAUAGACUGGAGCUUCCGUUUUCCGAUCACAGUAAAGAAAUGGAUAGCAAUAAAAGUUCUCCUUCAGACUCUUCAUAUGCCACGGUGGGUAAUGAUUUUGUAGACGUGGCUGAUAUGUUGCCGAUAUCUAUGAAUGAUAACGGAGGAGGUGAGCAAGAGAAUGGAGAAGUCGAUGAGGAAGAAGAAGAAGAAGAAUGCUCGAUUCAAUCCCCUGGACAGCCGAGGGCAGUUAUCGUAACCGAUGCUUCGAUUGAUGUGACUAUGAUGAUCGAUAGUAAAGAGCCGAAUAACAACAUUUUGGAAGAAUUGCCAGAAGAGGGAGCUAUAGCCAGUGUUCAGCUGGAUGCUUUACAGGAACCGAAGUCCACUUGUGUUUCGCCGGCUAGCUCGAAUGGUGGAAUCUAUAGCAGUGAACUCCUGGAAUCAUUUGGAUUGAAUUUACAUAGAAUAGAGAAGGAUGUUCAAAGAUGUGAUCGAAACUAUUGGUAUUUUGCAAAUGAAAACUUGGAUAAGCUACGGAAUGUGAUAUGCACCUAUGUAUGGGAACAUCUGGACGUCGGCUACAUGCAGGGAAUGUGCGACUUGGUAGCGCCUCUUCUAGUGAUCUUUGAUGAUGAGUCCUUGAGUUAUGGCUGCUUCUGUCGGUUCAUGGAGCGGAUGAUUGAAAACUUUCCGAACGGCGUCGCAAUGGACAUGCAUUUUGCUAACAUGAGAUCACUGAUUCAGAUUCUAGACUCAGAAAUGUAUGAUCUGAUGCAUGCGCAUGGGGACUACACCCAUUUCUACUUCUGCUACCGGUGGUUCCUGCUGGACUUCAAACGAGAAUUGAUCUACGCGGAUAUCUUUUCCGUGUGGGAGGUCAUCUGGGCCGCAAAACAUGUGGCAUCGGCCCACUUUGUACUAUUUCUAGCGCUGGCUCUACUGGAAACGUAUCGAGAUAUAAUAUUGUCCAAUAGUAUGGACUUCACCGAUAUCAUAAAAUUUUUCAACGAAAUGGCCGAGCGUCACAACACUCCCGCAGUGUUGAAACUAGCUAGAAAUCUGGUUUUACAACUGCAAACGAUAAUCGAAAAUAAGUAAGUCUGUUCAGAUUGAAAGGGGACUGGGAAUGGACACAUCUGUACAAAGUUGCUCGUACGCGAAACUGUGGAUCAGUUUUGCUGGACUGGACUCCAUAAUUGUGUAUUAUGAUUGAACCUCACCAAAAUUUUACUACAAAUGCACUUGCAUAUUUGUGCGAUUAAUGAUAUCAAAUAUGAAUUAUACUAUAAAAACAAUACACAAAUAAAUACACUCGCGAUAGCAAGGAAAUAAAUGUACUGUCACAUACAUGUCACUGUUACCUUCUUGUAUACACAAAGACACAAAGAUAAGUUAAGUAUAUUUGUAUUCAGUAUCUAAAUUUUUUAUUGUUUGUAUUUUAUUAUAAUGCAUAGUUUAAUAAAAAAAAGUUGCUAUUUUUAAAAACAAACAGGAUAUGAUAAAACAGUCCCACUACGUUCGCUAAAUUUAAUGUGCAAUGGGGAAACAAUAUAAUCUUCAUGUAUACUUUCCUGUUUGUAAAAUAUUUUAGCUAUUCCUAUAAUCUUAUACAUCAUUCAAGGUGUCUACAGAUGGUUACUUAUGUAACAAAUUGUUUUUAAUCCUUGAAAGUAAUAUUUUUAACAAUUGUUGUUAGAAUGAUAUAUUUUGUCAGAUGUAAAAGUUUUGUUAAUACAUAGGUAUGAAUAUAUUUUUCGAUCGAAAGACGAGCAUUGAACGAACAGGCAAUUGUUGGAGUAUGCUACUUGUUAGGACGUUCAACUUAGUUCACGUUGUUUUGGCUAGGCUCCAAGAGCAAAUCUCUGUUUGUGUUUAACCCCACUAUUUCGUAAACUAUGUGUCAAAAAUCACAAAUAUAAUAAUAUAAAUAUCAUGAGUUUUAUUAGGCAUAACAGAAAAACUGAAAAGAAGUAGUGACGUUAAGAUUUUUAUCAAAAUCGCGUCGUCGGAUUCUGCUUAAGGGAGUCGAUUCAACUAUCCAAUUGGCAGCAUCUGAUGACGUAUGUGGACACACAUCGUUGUCAAAUCAUUACAUCUUCCAAAAGUAGUUGAUAACGUGAAACACAAGUGUAAAAGACAAAAUCGUAAAUUGAGUAGCUCAAGCUACUGUUACUAAAUGCCUGUAGUGGACCCAUAUGACCAUUUGUAUGACAAAGAUGUAUUGUAGUUUUAGAGGAACACUAAGAAAGCCAGAUGCGGACUGCUUUGGAAUUCUGAUCGGAAAGGUCAGUGUUGUCAGGGAGAAUUUGAUACAAUUAUUAUUGUUAGUAGCAGGAGUUUGUAAUGACUGAAUUGCUGUUUGUGUCCUUUAGGUGAAGUCCCCUGGUACCGAAAGUAAUUUUUGUCUUUUCCCUACUUAUACAACAUACCAGAUGUGAUGAAUGAGUACAUGUAUGCAAAUGAAUAAAAUACUAAAGAAAUGA